GGUACCGAUUUCGCAGUCCUUUUCUCGUCGUUCGUUAUCGUAGGUCGAGUGUCCACAUCUACAAUUCAUCUAAAAUAUUCUGCAAACGACGAAGUUAAGCGACGACGAAACGGAAAUCAUCGGAAAAAUCGUCGUAUAUUGGCGGGAAAGAACCACAUCUUGCUACCCAUUGUUUGAGCUUCGUGUUUGUCGUCCCGGCGAAAGAAGUUCGUACCGGCUCUAGCAUCCCAAAUCAGCUGUGAAACGUCUAUAAGGAAAAAGGCUUUUUUAAGUAAACAUGGCACCGAAUAUAAUCAGCACCCCGACAGGAGUGCUCUUCGAAGACGAAACUUUGACCGAGCCGCAAGUGAAGGAGGAAGUUACAGAAAAAUCAAAAUAUAUUAGGCGCAUCGUAUGGAGGAAUGUGGGAGUUUUUUCUUAUUUACAUCUUGGAGCUCUUUACGGACUUUAUCUAUGUUUUACGUCCGCCAAAUUGGCGACCAUCGUUUUCGCAAUCGUGUUAUAUCAAGUGACUGGCAUCGGAAUUACAGCCGGAGCUCAUAGAUUAUGGGCACACAGAUCCUAUAAAGCCAAGUGGCCUCUGCAAUUGCUGCUCAUGAUUUUCAAUACUAUAGCUUUCCAGGAUGCCGCGAUCGAUUGGGCCAGAGAUCAUAGAGUUCACCACAAAUUCAGCGAGACCGAUGCCGAUCCACAUAACGCUAAGAGAGGUUUCUUCUUCGCGCAUGUAGGUUGGCUACUUUGUAGGAAACAUCCAGAAGUCAAGGAAAAGGGCAAGGGAAUCGACCUGAGUGAUCUCGAGAGCGAUCCUAUAUUGGCAUUUCAAAAAAAAUAUUAUACCGUGCUGAUGCCAUUGAUGUGCUUUAUUUUACCGACUAUCAUUCCGGUCGUAUGUUGGAACGAGACGUGGAUGAACGCUUAUUUCAUUCCCACUGUUCUCCGUUAUGUCUUCACGUUAAAUAUGACGUGGCUAGUAAAUUCCGCAGCACAUCUCUUCGGCAACAAACCAUAUGAUAAAUAUAUCAAUCCAUCGGAAAAUAAAAGCGUCGCUCUACUCGCUCUUGGAGAGGGUUGGCACAAUUACCAUCACGUGUUUCCUUGGGAUUACAAGACAGCCGAGUUUGGCAACUACAGAUUCAACUUCACUACAGCUUUCAUUGAUUUCUUCGCAAAGAUCGGUUGGGCUUACGAUUUGAAGAGUGUGUCUGAGGAUAUGGUGAAGAAAAGGGUAAAGAGAACGGGCGAUGGCAGCCACGAAUUAUGGGGUUGGGGUGACAAGGAUCAAACGCAAGAAGAAAGGGACGACGCGACAAUUACGCAUUAUCAUAUGAAGGAACAGUAAAAUUAUACGCGUGAGGUUCUUUUGAAUGUAAAGUUUCUUUUCACAUUCAUCUAUAACUAUUUAUUUGUAUGGAUUUUAUGACGAUCUAUGAAGGGUGUAUUUGAUUAAGCCGGCCUUCCAGGACUCGCAUCUCGACAUGGCAUGUUUUUCAAUGUGUCGUUACACGAUAUGUGGCAUGUUUCAUAUAAUAUACGUAUUCAUAGAUCUUCCUUGAUUAAAGAUCUCUUUAUGAAACAAGAAAGUCUUGAUCAAAUGAAGAAUCCUCCAAUAAGGCUUCCUCAAUCCUUAAGAUAAGGACCAUCUAGGAAUACGGGCGAUAGUCUCGGAAGGUUUGAUAGGGAUUUGGGAAGCGUCGUUUAUGUAAUGUCGUUAGUAUUCGAUCCGCUCGAUAAAAUAUUUUUAUUUACUUUGGAAGUAGCAUUAAAUCGAAUUAUAUUACGUUUGAAUUAUAUUACGUAAUUAUUGAAUAGUUUAUAUUAUUCGUACGAUUUUUAAUGCGCAAUUAUAACGCGAAUAUAUACAUAUUAUGUAUAUAUAUAUAUAAUAUAUGCGUGUAUGAUUUGGAGAAAACAGGACUAUAUACUAUAUAGGACUAUAUAAUUGGAAUAAAUUAAUUUUGUACUUUAA
Messenger RNA from Nylanderia fulva, 1966 nucleotides. RefSeq names its product acyl-CoA Delta-9 desaturase-like. Gene Ontology annotation, biological process: unsaturated fatty acid biosynthetic process. The record is from RefSeq and is a predicted model, not a curated record. Gene Ontology annotation, cellular component: endoplasmic reticulum membrane. Lineage: Eukaryota; Metazoa; Arthropoda; Insecta; Hymenoptera; Formicidae. Gene Ontology annotation, molecular function: stearoyl-CoA 9-desaturase activity; iron ion binding.